AUGUCUUCUCCACUCACUGAUCAUCCUCUGUCUCGCCCCGCUUCCUUCCCUUCGCCUACUACAGCCCGCCCGCCCGCUCCCCUUCCCGUUGACACAUACGAGCACAACCCACUCACGCCCACCUCAUCCCUUCCUGCCUCGCUCUCCCGGAACCGAUCCAUCUCGCCACCCGCACGGCCCGCAGCUCUCUUCCCACGCACCUCCCCGCUCUCCUCCCCUCCUCCAGCCCAUGCCUCCUCCUCAUCACCCCUUUCGCGUCCUCCUUUCCUCCCCGCUCCCUCGUCCCCAUCACUCAACAUUGCCAAUGAUCCUCCCCCAGCCGGCGGUCCAGUUGCCCCCCGCAACAUCGUCAUCCUCCUCGAUGGGACGGGGAACAUGUUCUCCAGGCGUAAUUCGAAUGUCAUUAAGACGCUGUCGGUGCUCGAGGCGGAUGAGACGCAGCUGGUCUACUAUUCGAGCGGGGUGGGAACGAUCCUGCCGGAUCAUGCGAGUACGUGGGGGAGUAUGCGGACGGCAGUGGCGCGAGGGAUUGAUACGGCUUUGGCAUGGAACUUUCAAGAGUUCGUCUGCGAUGCUUACAAGUACCUCAUGGACUUCUACCGGGCCGGGGACAAGCUGUAUAUUUUUGGCUUCUCGAGAGGAGCCUACACCGCGAGGGCUUUGGCCGGUAUGAUCCAGAAAGUCGGCCUCCUCGCUCCUGGCAAUUACAACCAGGCCAGGGCGUACGAGGUGUAUACUCGACCGAACGCUGUGGCGUAUCGAGAGGGAAUGAGCGGUGGUGAGGAGCUCAGCGUGAUCUACCGGCAGAUCUUCGGAAUCAGCCGUACGGUCCGCAUCGAGUUUCUGGGCGUCUGGGAUACAGUCUCCAGUCUGGGCGGUAUCACCUUACCUCGCCUUCCCUACGCCAGUAACGUCAAGUCCGUCAAGUUCUUCCGCCACGCCCUGGCGCUGGACGAGCGCCGCGCCCGCUUUGCCCCCGAGUACCGCCGCUUCCACGCGGACGAGUCUUGCGUCGACCCCAGCGCUUGCCUGGUCACCCUCCGGAAUGCGUGGUCCGCGCACAACAUUCUCCAUUCGCCCAAUGCCAGCGUUUCGGACAAGGUCGACGCCAAGAAGCAGCUCGACGAGAUGCUCGACCAAAAGUAUCCCGAGAUCGCGCGGACAAGGGUGGUGAUGGAUGAUGGGACCACGUCGGUACGGUACCUAAGAAAGAAUGUCGAAGCGUGGUUUAUGGGGGCGCAUAGUGAUGUAGGAGGCGGAAAUGAUCUCAACGGGGAGAGUAGCUUGUCGAAUAUCCCAUUCAGGUGGAUGCUGCGCGAAGCGGUCCAGUGCGGUCUCAAGCUGGAAGCUGUAGGCAUCUGCCUCCAGCCCGCCAUAUACCUCCACCCCGCCGUCGUCGAAGCUGGUCAUAUCCCCGCGGAACUCAUCCAGAUCCUCCGAGAAGAGCUGCGAGGCGAGACUGUCGAGUUCGAGACGGAGAAGAAGGUCAGGUCACUCGUCGAUCAGCACCUCCCGCAUAGUCGGCUGGUGGAGAUCCUGGAGCUUGCGGCGGGGUACGAUGCGGGCGUAUCUCCGCAGGAAAUCCUAAGCGACGCGGAGAGACGAAAAGAGGCGGAGAGUGGGGGUACGCAGGCGCAGGAGGGCCAGGCCGCGCACGAGCAAGACCAUGUGGACGAUAUGGAUCCGAGAGGGUUGCCGAUCGGUCCGGAUGGGGUUAUGCUGGGGACGGAGAGUCUGAGGGGGCCGUGGUGGUUGCUCGAGGGGGCAAUACUGCAGACGAGAAAGUUUGAGGGGUCGAACGAUGGUGGGAAAGACGUCUGGCGAGCGAAUCUAGGCAGACCGCGUCAGAUGGCAGUAGGCCAAUACAUCCAUCGUUCGGUCCAGAAACGCCUGCGCUUCGAGCACCCUCUCGACGAAGAACAAGAAGAGAAGACGGUAGUCAAGUGGUGGAAGCGGAUGACGAUCAAGGUGAAGCAGCGGAUGAAGGGGGACACGGUACCGGUACCUGUCGAGGAGGGAAAGCAGGGAGGAACGGGGUACGAAGGACCCAAAGCGCUCCUUCCGACGGAGUGGGGGAUGACAUGGGACGAUCUGCGUCGGGGGAGGGGCGGCGUGGUGUGGGAGGAGUAG
Dioszegia hungarica is the source of this 2130-nucleotide messenger RNA. RefSeq lists its product as uncharacterized. NCBI's taxonomy places the organism in Eukaryota, Fungi, Basidiomycota, Tremellomycetes, Tremellales, Bulleribasidiaceae. The record is from RefSeq and is a predicted model, not a curated record. The transcript has 8 exons. The coding region runs from base 1 to 2130 and encodes 709 amino acids.